AUGCCAACAUCGAGUCAAUCACAAAUUCUUUCUGUUGUUGAUUAUCAAUUACUUCAACAACAAGCACAACAACAACAACAACAACAACAGCAACAAAUAGCUAAUAGUCAAGAUGCAACAACAAAACUUGCUGGUCUUAAUUAUGUUAAUCAACCAUCACUAAUCGAAAUAAGACGACGUUCAUCAAGAGAUGAACGACGUCCAUCAACUGGAAAAAAAGAUAAUGAUGGUAAUCAAUCACCACCACCUCCAAAUAUCACUGUUCGUAGACGAAGUUCAGCUAAAAUUAUUGAUGAUACAACAUCAAAUCGACCAACACAACAAAGUGAUUCAUUUCGUAUGCCAACAAUUUAUCUUAAUCAUAUGAGUCAUAAUGAAUUAAAAACGCCAACACAAUCAUCACGAUUUCGUCGAAUUUCAUUAAAUGAUGAUAAUGGUAUUGAAAAUGAACAUAAAUCUAAACAAUUAAAAAGUUAUCCAACACCAACGACACCUGAUGAUGAAAAUAAUGCAUUAUCAUCAGAUGAUAAUGAAGAAAAUUUUCCUAAGGAAAGACGAUCAAGUUUAUUAAAUGAUAAUGCACGUCGUUUAUUAAUUUUGGGUACAAUACGUCCAUCAAGAACAUUUUAUAAAGAUUUACCUGAAGAUGAUGUUGAACAUCUUAUGGAAUAUUUUCGUCGAAUGAGAAAAACACAUCGAACAAUUACAUCAGAAGAAAUUAAUCAAGAAUUACAAAAUAAAUUUAUUGAAUAUAAACCAAAAAUUUUUUUUGAUUCUGCUACUGUAACAAAAGGUCAAAUAAUGAAUAUCGAAAAAAUUAUUGAACAAUAUGCUGAUAAAAUUCGUACAAAUAAAGCUGAAUUAGUUAAACUUGAAAAUCCGAUUCGUUUUGUAAUUAAACAAAUCGAUAAUGAUAUACCAUUAACAACAAUUCCACGUGAAUAUCAUGAUUGUUUUUUAACACUUGUUACUCGAUCAGAUCCAUUACGUAAAUCAGAUUUAAUAAAUGAACUUAUUCGAGAUAAACUUAUUGAAGAUGUUAAAGCAAAUUCAUUAGAUAUCAGUUAUUUUCCUGGUGGUAUUAAUUAUGAUGUUCCACGUGAAGAUAUUGAUGAAAGUGGUCACAUGAAAAUUGAAACAUAUCAAAAAUUAAAAAAACGUUUAAGUCAUCGUAAAAUUUGGCAUUUUAGUGAACCACCAGAAAAAAAACCUAAUGCUUUAUUAGCAAAUCUUCCAUUAGAUUUCUCAAUCUAUAUAAAUCAUCAAUAUUUACUUGAUUGUCUUUAUGAUCAUUUAAAAACUCUUUCAUUCGAUGAAAAUUUUAUUAAAAAUGAUCAAAUUUUAUCAAUUGAAUUUGUACCAUUAAGUUGUAUUUUAAAUUCAGAUGAUAUUCAAAAUCAAUUUAUUAUUGAUUGUGAUUCAAUUGAAACAAAAGAUAAAUUAAUGGAAAAACCAUUGAAAAUUUCUUUAAAUAAACAAACAAGUACAAUUGAAUUACGUUCUUAUGAUUAUGAGAUUCAUAGAGAAUAUGAAAAAUCAAUUAAAGCAGAAAAAUAUAGAGAAUUAAUUAAAAAUCAUGAGGAAGCUAUUAAACGAACAUCAACCAAAUAA
Molecule: messenger RNA, 1611 nt
Organism: Rotaria sordida
Lineage: Eukaryota; Metazoa; Rotifera; Eurotatoria; Philodinida; Philodinidae
Source: the annotation of a GenBank genome assembly